AUGUCUUGCUGUGCUUUACAAAUCACUGGCCUGGUAUUUGGAGGUGUGGGCAUGAUUGGGACUUUGGCAACCACAGUUAUGCCGCAGUGGAGAGUUUCUGCCUUCAUUGAGGGCAACAUUGUAGUGUUCGAGACCAUUUGGGAAGGAUUAUGGAUGGACUGCAUCAGUCAGCUCGGCAUCAGGCUGCAGUGCAAAUUCUAUGACUCCCUCUUGGCGCUUUCCCCAGCCUUGGAGGUGUUCAGAGCCCUCAUGUGCGUUGCCGUGGGGCUGUCAAUCAUUGCCUUUUUGAUGGGCAUUGCUGGUGUGAAGUACACCCACCGAACCAAGGAGAAUCCCCAGGGCAUCAGUAUCUUCGUGCUGGCAGCUGGAAUUGCUUUUCUGCUGACGGGUGUCCUUGUUCUGAUCCCGGUGUCUUGGACUGGCGGUAGCAUUAUACGUGACUUCUAUGAUCCAAAAGUCCCUGCACCACUGAAGCGAGAACUAGGAGCUGCCCUCUACAUAGGCUGGGUGAGCUCUGCACUUCUUAUUGCUGCAGGAACAAUGUAUUGUACCUUCUGGUGUUUGGCUGAUACAUCCCAAAAAUCCAGGUAUCCUUCGUCUUCUCAUCACAGGUGGCACAAACGUGACUUUGCAGGAGGAAAGUCCCUAGGCAUGCAUGCCUAUGUGUGA
Rhea pennata is the source of this 669-nucleotide messenger RNA. Its product is annotated as claudin-8-like. Gene Ontology annotation, biological process: cell adhesion; bicellular tight junction assembly. The transcript has a single exon. NCBI's taxonomy places the organism in Eukaryota, Metazoa, Chordata, Aves, Rheiformes, Rheidae. Gene Ontology annotation, cellular component: plasma membrane; bicellular tight junction. The record is from RefSeq and is a predicted model, not a curated record. Gene Ontology annotation, molecular function: structural molecule activity. The coding region runs from base 1 to 669 and encodes 222 amino acids.